CGUUCCCUUCCCGUGCGCCAUGUUGUCGGGUUGAACCCUCUGUCUUUUUUUGUUUAAUAAUGAGUGCGUCCAGGGUGUCCAAUGUGUCCUUCCACGUCUCCAACCUGUUGGACAAGAUGACGUCAUCCGACAAAGACUUUCGCUUCAUGGCCACCAACGACCUGAUGCUGGAGCUGCAGAAGGACAGCGUGAAGCUGGACGAGGACAGCGAGAUGAAGGUGGUGACGAUGGUCCUCCGACUGCUGGAGGACAAGAACGGGGAGGUCCAGAACCUGGCUGUCAGAUGCCUGGCCCCUCUGGUGAGCAAGGUGAAGGAGCCUCAGGUGGAGAUGAUGGUGGACACGCUGUGUUCCAACAUGACGUCGGACAAGGAGCCGCUGAGGGACAUCUCCAGCAUGGGACUGAAGACGGUGAUUGCUGAGCUGCCUCUGUCUUCAUCAGGUUUGAGCCUGACGGUCAGCGUGUGCAAGAAGAUCACCUCCCAGAUGAUCGCUGCGCUGGAGAAACAAGAAGACGCAUCGCUUCAGCUGGAGGCUCUGGACAUCCUGUCGGACAUGUUGGAAAGGCUGAGUGGUGUACUGGUCAGUUUCCACAGCUCUCUGCUCUCCAGUCUGCUGCUUCAGUUGACCAGCUCCAGGAUGGCGGUAAGGAAGCGGUCCAUCUUGGCUCUUGGCCACCUGGUGCCCUGCUGUAGCCCCGCCCUCUUCUCCCAGCUGACUGAACACCUGAUGACAGAGUUGGCCAAAGACCCGCCCACUUCGAUGACGAGGACAUAUAUCCAGUGUCUAGCAACCAUCAGCCGUCAGGGAGGCCACCAAGUCGGGGAACAUCUAGAGAAGCUGAUCCCGAUGGUGGUGAGGUUCAUCUGUGUGGAGGACGACGAGCUGAUAGAGAAUUGUUUCCAGGCUUUUGAAGCCUUCAUACGCAGAAGAGGAAGAACUGUGCCCCUCAUUGUGAAGGCUCUUCACAGACAGCUGAAGGAGAAGAGCAUCAAACACCGUCAUGGCUGCUUCACUCUGCUCACUGACCUCAGCCACACAGCCCCUGGAGCGCUGGAGACACACAUACCUGCUCUGAUACCAGGCAUCAUCUUCUCUCUGACAGACUGCUCCACCUCCUCCACCAUGAGGAUCGAUGCUCUUUCCUUCUUCCAUGUUCUCCUCCUCUCUCAUCCUCCUCAAGUCUUUCAGCCUCACAUGAGGGUGCUGCUGCCCCCGGUGGUGGCCUGUGUGGAGGACUCCUUCUACAAGAUCACCUCUGAGGCUCUGCUCGUUGCUCAGCAGCUGGUCCGAGUGAUGAUGGCGCCGGCACAGAGCUCCACGCCGUCACAAAUCGACCCCGCCGCCUUCGUCAGGCAGGUGUUUCCCAUCAUCCUCAGGAGGCUGAAAGCCACCGACAUUGACCAGGAGGUGAAGGAGAGGGCCAUUUCCUGUACAGGUCACCUGGUGUGUCACCUGGGCGACCACCUGGGGGCGGAGCUCCCGGGCGUCCUAGCCAUCUUCCUCGAGAGGUUGAGGAACGAGAUCACGAGGCUGACAACCGUCCGCACCAUCACACUAAUCUCCGCCUCACCUUUAAAGAUCCACCUGGCCUCCAUCCUCCCGGAGACGCUGUCCAUUCUGGGGUCCUUCCUGAGGAAGAACCAGCGAGUCCUGAAGCUGGCCGCGCUGGCCUGUCUGACCGCGCUGGUCGAGCACCACGCCGCCGCCAUUGAACCUGCGGCGCUGGAGCCCGUCCUGAGCGAGCUGCCGGCGCUGCUGGACGAGAGCGACAUGCACGUGUCACAGGUGUCCAUCUUUCUGCUGACCUCCAUGUCCAGAGCCUGCUCCUCCUCCGUGGCUAAGAUCUGCUCCUCCGUGCUGCCAGGUGUCUUCAGACUGGUCCAUUCUCCUCUGCUGCAGGGAGGUGCACUGGCAGCUAUACUGGACUUCCUGCAGGCACUGGUCCAGUCCAAAGCCAGUAACCUGGGCUACAGUCAGUUGCUGAAGUCCCUCACAGACCCAUUCCACACCUCCCAGUCCUCGCUCCUCCACAAACAGUCGUACCAGUCUGUAGCUCGUUGUGUAGCUGCUCUCGCCUCCUCCUGUCCUUCACAGACACCGGCCAUGGUGUCCGGACUCCUGCAGGAGGCGAAGAACCCAGGUUCUCCUGAGUCUGCUCGGGUCCUGGCUCUGCUGUGUCUGGGGGAGGUGGGGAGGAGCGGCAGCCUGGGGGCAAGUAAGGAGGUGCAGGGAGUCAUCCUGGAGGCCAUCUCCUCCGCCAACGAGGAGGUGAAGACGGCGGCCUCCUGCGCGUUAGGCAGCAUGGCGGUCGGCAGCCUGAACGACUACCUGCCCUUCCUUCUGAAGGAGAUCUCCUCCCAGCCCAGGAGACAGUACCUCCUGCUGCACUCCCUCAAGGAGGUCAUCAGCGCCUGUCCAGCCUCCAGCCUGUCCCCCCACGUGGAGCCCAUCUGGACUCUGCUCUUCCAGUACUGUGAGUGUGAUGAGGAGGGGACCCGAAACCUGGUGGCCGAGUGUCUCGGGAAGCUGACUCUGGUGAAGGCUGCUCAGCUGCUACCGAGGCUGAGGCAGCACAUCACUGCAGGUUCUCCUCUGACUCGCAGCACCGUGCUGACGGCCGUUAAGUUCACCAUCGUAGACCAACCGGCCGCCAUCGACGCGCUGCUGAGGGACUGCAUGGGUGACUUCUUGAAGACGUUGCAAGACGAGGACAUCAAUGUCCGCCGCGUCUCCUUGGUGAUGUUCAACUCCGCUGUCCACAACAAGCCGUCUCUGAUCCGCGGUCUCCUAGCAACCGUGCUGCCUCACCUGUACCGGGAGACCCGGAUCAGGAAGGACCUCAUCAGAGAGGUGGAGAUGGGUCCCUUUAAGCACUCGGUGGAUGAGGGGCUGGACCUGCGUAAAGCGGCAUUCGAGGUCAUGUACUCGCUGCUGGACGGCUCUCUGGAGGGUCUGGACCUCCUGCUGUUUCUGGACCACGUGGAGGAAGGCCUGAAGGACCACUACGACAUCAGGAUGCUAACCUUCCUGAUGCUAGCCAGAUUAGCUUCUCUUUGUCCGGCUGCUGUUCUCCAACGUCUGGACCGACUCAUCGAGCCUCUGAAGGCCACCUGCACCACCAAGGUGAAGGCCGGCUCCGUGAAGCAGGAGUUCGAGAAGCAGGAGGAGCUGCGGCGCUCGGCCAUGCGCGCCGUCGCUGCCCUGCUGGCCGUGCCCGGCGUGGAGCGCAGCCCCAGCGCGGCGGACUUCGCCAACCAGAUCAGAGCCAACGCCGACAUGGCGUCCAUCUACCAGAGCGUCCAGGGGGGGGAAGGGGGGCAGGGCCCUGUGGAGAGCAUGGACCUCAGCUAAAAUCAUAAGCCGUUUAUUGACACGUGUGGUGCACAUUCAGGAAUUUGUUUCUGUGAUUGGUGCAGUUUUACGAGACAAAUAGAAUAAUAAAAAUAAAAGAAUAAAAUAGAAUAAAAGUGGUUUAUCUUUGGUAUAAAGCAUCUCUUAGAAGAGGGGGGGUAUGUUCUGUAAAGGCCACUGUAGUUCUCUCCAGUGUCCCGAUAGAGGACACUAAGUCCUGCCCACUGUCUCUCUUAGGACGAGCACUCUGUGGACUUCUCCUUGUUUGGUUGAGCUCACAUGAAAUAAAGACGAUGUCCUGCUGUGGUGUUUCUCCAUGUGAUGAAAACAUGAACGUCUUCAUCUUUUACUCAAGAAUGUGACACUUAACUCAUAUAGACCGUGACCUGAAGUAGUUGAAUCUGACGGUUAUUUGAAGGUUUGACUAAAUGUGAAGGCCAAUGGGCAGAUGUUUAAACACAAACGGGUCUCUUUUAGGAAGGAGAGAAUUAGUUGGGUGUCAUUGGCGUAGCUGUGGUAGGAGAAACCAUACCAACGAAUGACAGAGCAGAGAGAGUUGGGGUAGAUAGAGAAGAGGAGGGGACCCAGGACGGAGCCCUAAGGAACUGCAGUAGUAAGAGGAGAAGGUUCCUACACAGAUCCUCUCCAGUUUACCCGGUAGGUCCGUCCAUCAAGGUAGGACGAAAGAAGGGAGAAAGCAGAGCCUGAGACACCAAGUUCCUGGAGGUUGUUACGAAGGAGAAUUGGUUAAAAAUGCACAUUCAAUAGUUUUGGACAGAAAGAGAAGAAGAGAGACCGGUCUGUGGUUGUUUUCAUCACAAGGGUUGAGGGUGGAUUUCCUCAGGAGUGGGUUUAUAAUAAUAAUAACUUGUAAAAAUAAUCUCUUUUUUGUGGCUCAAGGUGGGGCCACACCUGAGGUUGGUCAGAUUGUUGGUCAGAUUGUUGGUCACAUCUAGGGUACAUCCACAAGUUUAUUGUUUCUGCAUCCUUUCAGGUGCAUCACCUUUGCCUGGAGAUCAAAGAGAAAAGUCCACAGCAGAUUCUGAAUCAUUAUCAGGACACACAUUCUGGGUCCUACUGUCAUCAGAGAUUUGGGUUUACAUUUUGCUAUUUUACCAUAUUUCAGUAAUAAGUUGCGCUCCAUGUGGAGCUUUACAGCCACACAUGUGAUGUUAUAACUGAGAACGUCACAUAGUGUAGUAUAUACAGGAUGGCGGUCUGAGAGCAUGUAAUGGACUAUAAAAUGGGUGACUUUAGUGCUGCAUUUGAUGUA
Messenger RNA from Pungitius pungitius (ninespine stickleback), 4626 nucleotides. RefSeq names its product cullin-associated NEDD8-dissociated protein 1. Bases 60 to 3353 code for a protein of 1097 amino acids. Gene Ontology annotation, cellular component: nucleus. Lineage: Eukaryota; Metazoa; Chordata; Actinopteri; Perciformes; Gasterosteidae. The transcript is spliced from 23 exons. The record is from RefSeq and is a predicted model, not a curated record. Gene Ontology annotation, biological process: protein ubiquitination; SCF complex assembly.